This is a messenger RNA of Pseudozyma hubeiensis SY62, 1350 nucleotides long. RefSeq lists its product as hypothetical. Bases 1 to 1350 code for a protein of 449 amino acids. The transcript has a single exon. The record is from RefSeq and is a predicted model, not a curated record. Gene Ontology annotation, cellular component: cytoplasm. Gene Ontology annotation, molecular function: GTPase activity. Lineage: Eukaryota; Fungi; Basidiomycota; Ustilaginomycetes; Ustilaginales; Ustilaginaceae.
AUGCCAUUUGCGCAGCUGGUCAUCGGGCCACCGGGCUCUGGCAAGACCACCUACUGUUACGGCCAGUACCAGUUCCUCUCUCUCCUCUCGAGGCCCUGCAGCGUCGUCAACCUCGAUCCCGCCAACGACCGUCUCCCAUAUCCGUGUGCUGUCGACAUCAAUCAGCUCAUAUCUGUCCGUGAUGUCAUGGCCGAACUCUCGCUCGGUCCGAACGCAGCCAACCUGUACUGCAUCGAGUAUCUCGAAAAGAACAUCGACUGGCUCAUCCAGGAGCUAAAGAGGGUUAUGGAGGAGCAACGUCAGGGUAAGACGGGCCAGAUGGCCGGUCAAGGAGACAGCGAAGUACCGAUGGGUCCAGUCAGUGCUGGGUUCGAGUACUUGAUCUUUGACCUUCCAGGUCAGGUCGAGCUGAGCACCAACCAUCCGGCACUCAAGCGCAUCCUUGAGGCUCUCGACAAGCAGCUCGGGCUUCGCUUCGUCGCAGUGCAUCUUACCGACGCAACGCACAUUACAGAUGCAUCUCGCUACGUCUCGCUGCUCCUGCUUUCCCUGCGAGCUAUGCUCACCCUCGAGCUCCCCCACGUCAACGUGCUUUCCAAGGUGGAUCUGCUCGGUCAAUCCUACAUUUCACGGUCGAAGCGUUCUCUCGACACAAACGAUCUUGACGGCGAUGACGACAGCAAUCACGGCUCUGACCACGAUAUGGCAGAUGCAGAAAACGGCUCGGGCAGCGGCGCAGCAGAUGCCAUGGGUCUGCAGUCUGAUUUAGCUUUCAACCUCGACUUUUACACUCAAGUUCAGGAUUUGUCGUAUCUGCGCGAUCUUCUCUCACAGCCAUCUGGACCGGGCUCAUCACGGCGCAACGAAAAGUAUGGAAAGCUCAACGAAGCCAUCUGUGAGAUUGUCGAGGACUUUGGUCUGGUCUCGUUUGAGACGCUUGCCGUGGAGGACCGAAGAUCCAUGUUUCGUCUGCUCCAAGUCCUCGACAAGGCCGUUGGCUAUAUCUACGUCUCGUCCUCCCACAGCGCGCUCAACUUGAAUCAAGAAGACGGAGAAGGUGCCUACGAGCCAGGACGGGCCUCGGCCACAGCAUCCGCGGCCCUUCGGUCGCAGACGGGCGCGGAUCCACACGCGCUCUUCAGCGUCGCUGACCGUGGCGAUCCGCUCGGUUGGGGAGACGCACUCGAAGUGCAGGAGAGGUACGUCGAUUACCGUCACCUUUAUGAGGAGGCAGAGAUGGAGGAGCGCAAGCAAAGGCAUGAGAAGGAAUGGGAGGACAAGGUUUGGUCAGAGGUUCGUAAGGUGGCCAAGGAGGAGCAGGCGAAGAAGGCUCAGCAGGCGUCGUCAUAA